This is a messenger RNA of Mus caroli (Ryukyu mouse), 2015 nucleotides long. RefSeq names its product nuclear receptor subfamily 1 group H member 2 (gene Nr1h2). Gene Ontology annotation, molecular function: RNA polymerase II cis-regulatory region sequence-specific DNA binding; nuclear receptor activity; zinc ion binding. The record is from RefSeq and is a predicted model, not a curated record. Gene Ontology annotation, cellular component: RNA polymerase II transcription regulator complex. Lineage: Eukaryota; Metazoa; Chordata; Mammalia; Rodentia; Muridae. Gene Ontology annotation, biological process: negative regulation of transcription by RNA polymerase II; cell differentiation; positive regulation of transcription by RNA polymerase II.
CUACUUCCGGAAGUGACGCGCAGCGGGGUUGCCGGAAGAAGUGGCGAAGUUACUUUUGCUUUUCGCUCAGCAAGCGCUGUUGCUCCGAGCUACUCCCAGGCUUCUGAAGUUACUUCUGAAGUGCUGUGGAGGCGCAAUCACCAGUGCGGACACAGAGCUCCUGCCUCCCACGGCCGUUUCCAGGGCAACGGAGUCGGAGACCCCCUGCGCCCCCCUCUCGAUCGCCGGUGCAGUCAUGAGCCCCGCCUCCCCCUGGUGCACGGAGAGGGGCGGGGCCUGGAACAAGGCUGCUUCGUGACCCACUAUGUCUUCCCCCACAAGUUCUCUGGACACUCCCGUGCCUGGGAAUGGUUCUCCUCAGCCCAGUACCUCUGCCACGUCACCCACUAUUAAGGAAGAGGGGCAGGAGACUGAUCCUCCUCCAGGCUCUGAAGGGUCCAGCUCUGCCUACAUCGUGGUCAUCUUAGAGCCAGAGGAUGAGCCUGAGCGCAAGCGGAAGAAGGGGCCAGCCCCGAAGAUGCUGGGCCACGAGCUGUGCCGCGUGUGUGGAGACAAGGCCUCGGGCUUUCACUACAACGUGCUCAGCUGUGAAGGCUGCAAAGGUUUCUUCCGGCGCAGCGUGGUCCACGGUGGGGCCGGGCGCUAUGCCUGUCGGGGCAGUGGAACCUGCCAGAUGGAUGCCUUCAUGCGGCGCAAGUGCCAGCUCUGCCGGCUGCGCAAGUGCAAGGAGGCUGGCAUGCGGGAGCAGUGCGUGCUCUCUGAGGAGCAGAUUCGGAAGAAAAAGAUUCAGAAGCAGCAACAGCAGCAGCCACCGCCCCCAACUGAGCCAGCAGCCAGUAGCUCAGGCCGGCCAGCGGCCUCCCCUGGCACUUCGGAAGCGAGUAGCCAGGGCUCCGGGGAAGGAGAGGGCAUCCAGCUGACCGCGGCUCAGGAGCUAAUGAUCCAGCAGUUGGUUGCCGCGCAGCUGCAGUGCAACAAACGAUCUUUCUCUGACCAGCCCAAAGUCACGCCCUGGCCCCUGGGUGCAGACCCUCAGUCCCGAGAUGCCCGUCAGCAGCGCUUUGCCCACUUCACCGAGCUAGCCAUCAUCUCGGUCCAGGAGAUUGUGGACUUUGCCAAGCAGGUGCCAGGGUUCUUGCAGCUGGGCCGGGAGGACCAGAUCGCCCUCCUGAAGGCGUCCACCAUUGAGAUCAUGUUGCUAGAGACAGCCAGACGCUACAACCACGAGACAGAAUGCAUCACGUUCCUGAAGGACUUCACCUACAGCAAGGACGACUUCCACCGUGCAGGCUUGCAGGUGGAAUUCAUCAACCCCAUCUUUGAGUUCUCGCGGGCCAUGCGGCGGCUGGGCCUGGACGAUGCAGAGUAUGCCUUGCUCAUCGCCAUCAACAUCUUCUCAGCCGAUCGGCCUAAUGUGCAGGAGCCCAGCCGUGUGGAGGCCCUGCAGCAGCCCUACGUGGAGGCACUCCUCUCCUACACGAGGAUCAAGCGCCCACAGGACCAGCUCCGCUUCCCACGCAUGCUCAUGAAGCUGGUGAGCCUGCGCACCCUCAGCUCCGUGCACUCGGAGCAGGUCUUUGCAUUGCGGCUCCAGGACAAGAAGCUGCCGCCCUUGCUGUCCGAGAUCUGGGAUGUGCACGAGUAGGGGCAGCCACAAGUGCCCCAGCCUUGGUGGUGUCUUCUUGAAGAUGGAUGCUUCACCUCUCCUCCUGGGGUGGGAGGACAUUGUCACAGCCCAGUCCCUCGGGCUCGGCCUCAAGCUCAGCGGCAGUUGGCACUAGAAGGCCCCACCCCACCCAUUGAGUCUUCCAGGAGUGGUAAGGGUCACAGGUCCUAGCCUCUGACCUUUCCCAGCUGCCCUCCCACCCACGCUUACACCUCAGCCUACCACACCAUGCACCUUGAGUGGAGAGAGGUUAGGGCAGGUGGCCCCCCCACAGUUGGGAGACCACAGGCCCCCUCUUCUGCCCCUUUUAUUUAAUAAAAAAACAAAAAUAAAGUUUGAGUACAAGCCA